Prorocentrum cordatum is the source of this 1521-nucleotide messenger RNA. Lineage: Eukaryota; Dinophyceae; Prorocentrales; Prorocentraceae. The record is from the annotation of a GenBank genome assembly.
AUGAGCCGCGCGGUGUUGCAGGUCUUCGAGGAGUACCAGAAGGCACGGGUCACUUUCGUGCAGACUGUCGCCGACUUGGCCACGCGCCCCCAGAACAUCGACGCGCUGCAGAAUGCGGGGGUCAUGGCUCUGCUGAGGCCCCUGCUCCUCGACAACGUCGCGUCGAUCCAGCAGUCCGCCGCCCUGGCGCUCGGGCGCCUGGCGAACUACAGCGACGAGCUUGCCGAGUCGGUGGUAACCCACGAGAUCUUGCCACAGCUCGUCUACUCGCUCUCGCAGCAGAACCGCUUCUACAAGAAGGCCGCGGCCUUUGUCCUCCGCGCGGUGUCGAAGCACUCGCCGCAGCUCUCGCAGGCCGUGGUGGACAGCGGGGCGUUGGAGGCCCUCGUCUCCUGCCUGGAGGAGUUCGACCCCUCGGUGAAGGAGGCCGCGGCCUGGGCGCUGGGCUACAUCGCGCGCCACACGAAGGAGCUCGCCCAGACCGUGGUGGAUGCCGGCGCGGUACCCCUGCUGGUCCUCUGUUUCCAGGAGCCCGAAUUGACGCUCAAGCGUAUCUCCGCCUCCGCCCUCAGCGACAUCUGCAAGCAUUCGCCCGAGCUGGCGCAGACCGUGGUCGACGCUGGCGCCGUGUCGCUGCUCGCGAGGGACAUCUCCCACAGCGACGCGCCGCUGAAGCGGCAGGUCUGCUCGUGCCUGUCGCAGAUCGCCAAGCACUCGGUCGACCUGGCGGAGGUGGUCGUGGAGGCCGAGAUCUUCCCCCGCAUCUUGCACUGCCUGAAGGACAUGGACGAGUUCGUGCGCAAGAACGCGGCGACGUGCAUCCGGGAGAUCGCGCGCCACACGCCAGACCUGGCCAAGCUCAUUGUCAACGCCGGCGGUGUGGCCGCUAUCGUCGACUACAUCACAGAGGCGCGCGGCAACAACCGCCUUCCUGGCCUUAUGACGCUGGGCUACAUCGCGGCGUUCUCGGAAACGCUCGCGCUCGCGGUCGUGGUCUCCAAGGGCAUCCCCCCCCUGAAGGACGCCCUCAUCAACGAGCCCGAGGACCACAUUAAGGCCGCAUCGGCCUGGUCGCUGGGCCAGAUCGGGCGCCACAGCCCAGACCACGCGCGCGCGCUGGCCGAGGCGGACGUCCUUCGCCGCCUGCUGGCCGUGUACCUGCACCAAGACUCGAGUGAAGACCUGCAGACGAAAGCGAAGCGCGCCCUCAAGAGCGUCGUGCAGAAGUGCACGCACCUGCCAGCGCUCGAGCCGCUGCUCGAGGCCCCCCCGAACAUCCUGAAGUACGUUGUGCAGCAGUUCGCCAAGGUCCUGCCCAACGACCUCAAUGCCCGGCGCACCUUUGUGCAGUCCGGCGGCCUACAGAAGAUCCAGGAGGUGAAGGCGGAGGUCGGCUCGAAGCUCCAUGACUACAUCGACGAGAUAAACAUGCUGUACCCCCCGGAGAUCGUCCAGUACUACUCCCCCAACUAUUCCGACACCCUCCUCAAGAAGCUCGACGAGUUCAACCCCACCGGGUGA